AAUAGCCACAUAUUCUCCGAGGCCAUCAUCGUAAUGGUAGUCGUAAUCUUCCUUUGCCUCUUCUUCGAAUGAAAAUUCCUCAGAGGAGUCAGACUCUUCUGGUUCAUAUGUAUGAUCUGUUUCAUAAUCUUCUUCUACAAAGUAAUCUGGAAGGGAAUUCACCCAAGAUCGAGAGCUGGGGGCCAUGCUGCAAAGUAGUUUAUGAAGGAUAAACAAAGUGAGUUUCAAAGGGUUAUAUAUGUGCGCGUGAGACAGACUAUUGAGAGCAAAAAUGUCAAAUAAUAUUGGGAAACCAAAAAACGGACAGGUUUGAACAUUGAAAACAUCAAAAUAAGAAAAUAUUGGAAGUUAGCCUUUCUAGUUAUUUUAACAGCCUGCUUUUCAAAAAACUAAGAGUGGUGGAUAUGAACAAUAUACAAUUAGAUAGUAAUAUCUCAUUUAAAUCAGAGGCUACAAGGGACAUGCAUGCUUACUAAUGACAAAAGAUUACCCUAAGAAGUAUAUAACAAUAAGGUUGUAGUUCUUAGAAAAAAAAAUUGUAAGAACAUUAAUCAGACGCUAACAAUACAAACAUGCAUGUUCUAUAGAACACAUAUUUUCUGUUUUUGUUUUUUCUUUUUGCUAGAAAAAGCAUCAAAAUAGAUACACCAAAAAUAAAAUUAUAUUAAGUAUGCAAACAAAUAUAUAGGUUCUAGCCUCCAUUGGUUCAAAAAAGUUGCACAUAUAUACAAAUAAAGAGUAGGGCUGUAAUCGGGCCGAACAAAGCUAAGUUUAGCCUGAUCGAGCUAGCUCGGCUCAAGCUUGACCCCCCGCUAAAACUCAGUAAUACAUAAGAAUAAAAAGAAAAAAUUAUAAUUUUCAUUUGCUCUCUUUAUUUUUUUCCUCAGAAAUAUAUUCUGAUCUUGCUCGCUAAUGAUGUAGAUUCAUAUAUAUAAGUAUCUGGAAGUAUAGAGUCUAAGGAAAACAAUAAAAUAAAAGAAUAAAACCUUAUUUUUUCAUUGAAAGAUUUAUUUAAUUAUUAAUCAAUAUAUGAAAGGAGACACUCCCACUGAUGUUUAUGAGUAUAGUUAUGAGCGAUCGAUGAGAGAAGCAGGAAUGAAGAAGAGACUCACCUUGGCCGAGCAUGAGAGUAGGAGCACUGGCCUUCCUCGAAGAAUUUCCUCUUCAAGUCCUUCCCCAUUUUCCCACGCAUGCACUGAUGGAAAUCGACACUCUAGAUCGAGAGAGAGAGAGAGGAAGAAGCUAUAUGGUGCGAGAGAGCGUGUUGUAAAGGUGGGUUUUGUUGAAGAAACAAUGGUGGGUGACGAAGCGGUUGCAUGUAGCGGGUGCAAUAUUAUUCAUCCAAAAAAAUGUAUUGGGUGCAUUUAUAUAUUCCUCGAUCAGUUCGUCUGCGAUUUUCAAAGCGUAAUCAAUGAAAUGGGUUUCUUCUCUAUUGCCUAUUGCUGUGUCGUAUGUGGCUGUGUGCAUGAGAGAGUGAGAACGUCUGUUUGUUUACGAGGCACCGCCGCCGCUCUUAACGGUAACAGGCCAGUAGUGGAGAUCGAGAGCUGUAUAACCAUUCGCCAAUCCAUUAAUCAUUGAUCACCUUUAGUUCUUGGAUAACUACGUACGUAAGUAGAUCGCUUUGACCGACUCCCAUAAUUAAUAAAAAGAAAUUAAGUUACUUAUUUAUCAAUUAAUUAAUUAUAUCAAACUAUAACGUACCCCUGUGCAAGUGAUGCUGAAAAACGAAUAUAAAUCUCUCACGAAUGGACAUUCAUUCUUACAAACUCCGAAUUAAUAUCAAGAAUAUCAUUAAAAAAAAAAGACCAUAAAAAGGGGAGAACAGUAGGGGUAAACGAGGAGUCAUUUCAAAUAUAUAUACUGCAUGUCAACAUAAUUGUGAUGGAAAUGGUAGGAUAAACGAGGAGUCAUUUCAAAUAUAUAUGCUGUCAACAUAAUUGUGAUGGAAAUGGUAGGGAUAAACGAGGAGUCAUACCAAAUGUACUGUAAAUUGUUUAUUUUUCUUCUGUUUGUACAUGAAUGUACGUGGGGAGAUCGAGGAUAUAUAUAGAGAAUACUGACAGACUGACAGUGAACACUCUAGUGAGAAUCAUUCUGAAGAAGAUCCACAGAGAUUCAGGUUUGCAAGGGACGAACCACUUAAGCUUCUGAAAUUGGAAAACGAGGAAGAGAAAGCACAAAAAUGGGCAGUUGCUUUUUGCACUUGCCACUUGAGGAGGAGUACUGUAUGGAAACAUUCAGCUUAGAGAAGGCCGUCUGCAACCAUGGCUUCUUCAUGAUGGCUCCAAACUCCUGGAUUCCAUCCACCAAAACUCUUCGGCGGCCGUUGCGACUUGCAAACUCCACCACCUCUGUCAAUGUUUCUAUUUCACACCCUCCGGACAACACCUCCAUUGUUAUACAAGUUCAUGACAUUGAAAAUGUUUCUCCUGAAGAUGAGAAAGUUAUACUGGAACAAGUAUCCCGCAUGUUAAGGAUAUCAUUGCGAGAUAAAAAGAAUCUAAUGGCAUUUCAAAAAGUGUAUCCGGAAGCGGAAAAGAAAGAUUUCGGUCGAAUCUUUCGUUCUCCCACACUUUUUGAGGAUGCUAUUAAGUCAAUCCUUCUUUGCAAUUGCAUGUGGAAGAGGACACUGGACAUGGCCAAAGCUCUCUGUGUGCUUCAAUCAGAACUAGCCAAUGGUUUAAUAUCCAAGCAAUAUUGCUGUGAAAAUCUAGCAGAAGAACCUUCCAAAAAAAGAAGAUUAAAGAGAAAGAAAGCGACUCAAAAACAAAGUAAUAAGCUGAUCAACAAAAACCCAGAAAAUUGCUCAGAGUCACAAGAUAGGGCAAUGGGAAAUUUUCCAAGCUCAAAAGAAAUAGCUUGCUUGGACGAAAGUUUCUUGAAAAGGCAUUGCAAUCUUGGGUACAGAGCAGAAAACAUUGUUAGACUUGCUAGAGACGUUGAGAGUGGAAAGGUUAAGCUUGAAGAAGUAUUUGAGAGUGAAACAAUAUACAAAGAAAUGAUGAAAAUCAAAGGGUUUGGUCCUUUUGCAUGCGCCACACUUAUGAUGUGCAUGGGAUUUUAUCAAGUGGUUCCGGUGGAUUCAGAAACUGUUCGGCAUUUGGAAGAGUUUCAUGGGAGGAAGGUUCCUGAUAAGGUUGGCAUGAGGAAGAAAUUAGAGAUUGUUCAACAACAUGUCAAAGACAUUUAUGAAAAGUAUGCACCAUAUCAGAGUUUGGCCUACUGGUUUGAAGUGCUGGAGUGCUAUGAAAGACAAUUUGGAAAGCUAAGCGAGUUGCCAAACUCUAGUUAUCAUGUUGUGACUGGCAGUCACUGAAAAAAAAAAAAAAGUGUGACACAGUUGAGUUUAAACUAUUUGUGGGGAUCUCA
Molecule: messenger RNA, 3372 nt
Organism: Alnus glutinosa
Lineage: Eukaryota; Viridiplantae; Streptophyta; Magnoliopsida; Fagales; Betulaceae
Exons: 6
Coding region: 2186-3319 (377 amino acids)
Biological process (GO): base-excision repair, AP site formation; DNA repair
Cellular component (GO): nucleus
Molecular function (GO): 8-oxo-7,8-dihydroguanine DNA N-glycosylase activity
Source: RefSeq, a predicted model, not a curated record